This is a messenger RNA of Purpureocillium lilacinum, 1677 nucleotides long. RefSeq lists its product as uncharacterized. The record is from RefSeq and is a predicted model, not a curated record. Gene Ontology annotation, cellular component: membrane. Gene Ontology annotation, molecular function: amino acid transmembrane transporter activity. Gene Ontology annotation, biological process: amino acid transmembrane transport. NCBI's taxonomy places the organism in Eukaryota, Fungi, Ascomycota, Sordariomycetes, Hypocreales, Ophiocordycipitaceae.
AUGGCUCACAACAUCCAGUCCCAGGACGUCGAGUCCCAACAGCAGGACGACGCAAUAAAGCCGCAGGCAACUCACGGAGACGGCACUUCCAUCGCGUUCGACGAGAAGCAAUCUGAUGCUGAAACGCGCAACCUCGGAACGCUGGAGCGGCGGCUCAAGUCGCGACAUGUUCAAUUCCUCGCCCUCUCCGGCGCCAUCGGCACGGGCCUCUUCGUCGGCAGCGGGCAGGUGCUCUCGCUGGCGGGCCCGCUGUCGGCCUUCAUCUGCUACGCCGCGACGGGGUUCAAUCUGUACUGCGUCAUCGUGUCGCUCGGCGAGAUGGCGGCGUGGCUGCCCAUCCCCGGUGCGGUGCCCGUCUUCGCCGCGCGCUACGUCGACCCGGCGCUGGGCUUCACCCUUGGCUGGAACUACUGGUACCAAUUCGCCAUCGGGGUGCCCAUCGAGGUGACGGCCUGCGCCGUCGUCGUCGACUACUGGGAAAACAGCCUGCCCAAGGCGGCGCUCAUAACGCUCUUCUUCUUCACCAUGGUGCUCGUCAACUGCCUCCCCGUGCGCAUCUACGGCGAAGCCGAGUUCUUCUUCGGCGCCAUCAAGCUCACCACCAUUGUCGGCCUCAUCAUCCUCAUGUUCGUGCUUACCGUCGGGGGCGGUCCCUCGCACGAGACCAUUGGCUUCCGCUACUGGCGCGAUCCGGGACCCAUGAACGAGUACCUCAAGGAGGGCAGCCUGGGCCGGUUUCUGGCUUUCUGGAAGGUCUUCAUCCAGGCGACGUUUUCGUACGGCGGCAGCGAGAUGGUUGUCGUCGCGUCGGGCGAGACGGAGAACCCGCGCCGCAACAUCCCCAAGGCCAUUCGCCGCGUCUUCUGGCGCAUCGCCAUCUUCUACGUGCUCUCCAUCUUCCUCGUCGGGCUGUGCGUCUCGUCCAAGGACCCCAACCUCCUAAACGCCAUCAGCAGCUCUGCCCCCGGCGCCGCACAGAGCCCCUUUGUCAUCGCCAUCGCCAACGCCGGGAUUCGCACACUGCCGUCCAUCAUCAAUGCCGUCGUCCUCUCGUCGGCGUGGUCUGCGGGCAAUUCGUUCUUCUAUGCGUCGACGCGCGUGCUGUACUCGGCCGCGCUGGACGGCAAGGCGCCUCGGAUCCUGCGGUGGGAGCGCUUCGGCGUACCAUACGGCUGCGUCGCCGCGACUACGGCACUGAGUUGCCUCGUCUACCUCAACGUCAAUAAUCGCUCCUCGGAAGUGUUCUUCUGGAUCAGCAACCUCAGCGCCGUGAGCACGCUGAUCGUGUGGGCGAGCGUGUCGUACACGUACCUGCGCUUCUACUACGGCCUGCGGUACAACGGCGUCUCGCGCGACACCCUGCCGUACAAGUCGCCGCUGCAGCCGUUCCUUGCCUACUUUGCCAUUGUGUUUUGUCUCGUGGUCGCCUUCUUCAACGGCUUCGACGCCUUCUUCCCCGGCAAGUUUAGUGCCAAGUCAUUUAUCCCGCCGUACAUCGACAUUCCCAUCUUCUUGUCUCUGUUUUUCGGGUACAAGUUGGUCAAGAGGACGAGCUUCGUCAAGCUCGCCGACAUGGAUAUUUGGUCGGGCAAGGCUGAGAUUGACCGGCUGGAGCCGACGUGGAAGGUGGUCAAGCCGCGCAACUGGCUGGAGAGGAUCUGGUUCUGGAUUGCGUGA